AUGAUAAAGGAUAGUGCCUGGACUCUUGGAUUAUUCAUAGUUAUUUAUAGUCCUUGCGUUGAACCCACAUACGGAAUAGGAACUAAUGGAUCCACCAAACAAGGUGGCGAUGUUUAUUUUAAAAUAUACUCUCAAUCUUCCAAGGACCUGGGCAACUGGCCUACUAAGCAUUACACCAAUAAAAGAGCGUUCUGGUACUGGACUUGGAGUACAGCAAAGGUAUCAUUUAGCAACGUAGGAACUGCCUUUACCAGAGAUGUAAGGGGAGCUAUUCAAACUAAAAAGGAGCAUUUGUUCAUAGUCUACGAUGACGCUCCUCCUGAGGGUGAUCCCUUCUUUGACCUUCCAUUUAUCAAGAAGGAACCCUCUAAAGAUAAACACAGCUUAAAGGGAGCAUACAUUUUUCACUAG
Theileria equi strain WA is the source of this 411-nucleotide messenger RNA. RefSeq lists its product as hypothetical. The coding region runs from base 1 to 411 and encodes 136 amino acids. Lineage: Eukaryota; Apicomplexa; Aconoidasida; Piroplasmida; Theileriidae. The transcript has a single exon. The record is from RefSeq and is a predicted model, not a curated record.